Molecule: messenger RNA, 1252 nt
Organism: Amaranthus tricolor (Joseph's coat)
Lineage: Eukaryota; Viridiplantae; Streptophyta; Magnoliopsida; Caryophyllales; Amaranthaceae
Product: ethylene-responsive transcription factor 4-like
Exons: 1
Coding region: 107-835 (242 amino acids)
Biological process (GO): regulation of DNA-templated transcription
Molecular function (GO): DNA-binding transcription factor activity; DNA binding
Source: RefSeq, a predicted model, not a curated record
UCUUCCCCUUUUCAUUCUCACCAUCCACAUUCCUUUCUCUUUCCUCCAUUUUCAUUUCUCUUUUUUCUCGCUUUACCCUAAAAUUAUCUCGCAUUUCUCCCUAAAAAUGGCGCCCAAACUUAAUGGCAACGGCGGUGGAAGUAAUGGUGGUGUUGUAGGUCUUAAAGUUAAUGCCGUUAACAACAGUAACGUCAGCAAAGAAACACAUUUCAGAGGUGUUAGGAAACGACCUUGGGGAAGGUACGCGGCGGAGAUUCGAGAUCCGACCAAAAAAAGUCGAGUUUGGCUCGGAACCUUCGAUACCGCCGAAGAAGCUGCACGUGCGUAUGAUGAUGCCGCACGCGCUUUCCGUGGUGCUAAGGCUAAAACUAACUUUCCUUUACCUUCAGAAAUUCAUCAUUCUGUAAACAAUAAUAACAGUAAUAAUCAUAGUCCGAGUCACAGCACCGUUGAAUCGUCUUGUCACGAGAAAAAUUCUCCGGCAGCUCCGGUGACGAUGGUGGAUUCACUGCCGUUGGAUCUUAAUCUUUCCGGAUGCUUUGCCGGAGUAAAAUUUCCUUUUCAGCAAGUUAGGGUUGCUCAAGUGCCGGCGGUAGGUUAUCCGGCGGCGAUGAAUCAGUUGGUGUAUUUUCAUCAACAUUUUCCACAACCGCAAUAUAUUAGUACUAAAAAUAAUCAACAGAUGAGCUUCAGCCACGUAGCUCACGCGCCGGUGAUGGCGAGUGGUGUUCAGAGUGAUUCUGAUUCAUCCUCUGUUGUUGAUUUAAAUCAAGAUCUUAUUAGUGCUCCAAGAGGUCUUGAGAUAGAUCUUAAUCAACCUCCACCGUCCGAUUAAGCUUAAUUAAGUUUUUUAAUCUCUUUAUGAAGGGGUUUUUUUGAUGAAGAUAAGAGGAAAAGAAAAGAAAAUUGAAAAAAAAAGGAAGUUUUUGUUUUUUUUUAAAUUUCCUCGUAUUAAUUUGAGUAGGAAAAUGAAAAAAUGAGGGUGGAUCCCAAAACAGAAUGAAUUUUUCUGCUUUUUGUAUAGUAUUUAAUUUUAGUUGAUUAGAAUUAAUUAAAAUUAUCUAUUGAAUUAAGAAUCCUUUUUUUGCAACAGAGAUUAGAGAAGAAAAGAAAGAUUAUGAUGUACUUUGUGUCUUUCAAUUUGGAUUAUUUCUGUUGUUUGCUGGAAAGCAAUUAAGGGUGUAAUUUGGUAAAUCCUAUUUUGGAUAAGAUGUUGAAAGUAUAAUGUUAAUUCAGCUUAAUUACUCUAUAA